AUGGAAGGUGGGAAGAUCUUGGUUAUCAGUGUUCUCCUUCUGGAGACGCUUCUCGUUGCCGUCCUCGCCGCUUCCGCCCCAGACCCCUUCGCAGGCCUUCGAGUCGGAGGUGCCCUCUGGCACUUUUCUUCUUUUUCUUCUGCCUCUUUCAAUUCUGCACCACCAUCAUCGACGUCAAUUCAUUAUUCUAGGGAAAGAAGGGUUGCCCAAGGGCGAGAUCGACUGCUGCGACAAUUGCAAAUGCGGUGGAGAUAUGACCUCGUGCAUCUGCCAAGAUAGCUUAACCGGCGGCUGCGCCGACGGUUGCAAGGACUGCCACCGCGAGCAUGGUCUCUACCGCUGCCGGGAUGUCAUGGACGUCUGCCCCGAGUCCUGCGACUACGAUUACGACGACGAAGGCGUGUGGCGAGCGGGGAGACUACGGCUUAGAGCGGCGGGCUCCCCCUUUCACGUCUGA
Spirodela intermedia is the source of this 457-nucleotide messenger RNA. The record is from the annotation of a GenBank genome assembly. Lineage: Eukaryota; Viridiplantae; Streptophyta; Magnoliopsida; Alismatales; Araceae.